Messenger RNA from Drosophila hydei, 7137 nucleotides. RefSeq names its product endoribonuclease Dcr-1 (gene Dcr-1). Lineage: Eukaryota; Metazoa; Arthropoda; Insecta; Diptera; Drosophilidae. Bases 155 to 6931 code for a protein of 2258 amino acids. Gene Ontology annotation, biological process: apoptotic DNA fragmentation; siRNA processing; pre-miRNA processing. The record is from RefSeq and is a predicted model, not a curated record. Gene Ontology annotation, molecular function: protein binding; deoxyribonuclease I activity; RNA binding. The transcript has 6 exons. Gene Ontology annotation, cellular component: RISC complex; nucleus; cytoplasm.
UCGUGAAUAUUCAUCGAGUGGCAAGUUACACCAAUCGACUUAUCGAUGAUGCAAAAAAGCAUCCGAACCGGCGUUUCCACAUUGUGGAUUACCCACCAAUUCCAAUUGCAGUGGAACUGCAGCAGACUCGGGAGUGUUGGAGACAAAUGUCAUUAUGGCGUUCCAUUGGUGCGAUAACAACCUGCAUACCACAGUGUUCACUCCGCGGGACUUCCAAGUGGAGCUGCUGGCGUCUGCCUUUGAGCGCAACACCAUUAUCUGCCUGGGCCAUAGAAGCUCCAAAGAGUUUAUAGCACUCAAGUUGCUGCAGGAGCUGUCCAGGCAAGGGCGCCGGAAUGGUAAAGUGAGCGUGUACCUGACAAACCAGAUUGAUGCUGAGAACACGUCCAUCUACACGAUGCUCACACAUCUGACUGAUCUCAAAGUGUGGCAGGAACAGCCGAAUCAGGAAAUUCCUGCUGAUCAUUGCUGGACCGACUACCAUGUCAGUAUACACAAACCAACUUCCUUUCUAUGCCUGCUGCAAGCUGGAGAUUUGCUUUUAAGUAGCGUUCAACUGAUUGUGCUUGAGGAUUGUCACGACAGCGCUGUCUAUCGAAGCAUUUUGCCCAUUUUUGAGGAGUUUAUUCUGCCUGCAAAGUCUUCCGAUCGUCCCCGAAUAUUGGGGAUGGCUGGUCCUUUGCAUAGUGCAAACUGUGAGCUGGAGGAACUUAAUGCAAUGCUGGAUACAUUGGAACAGCAAAUGUUGUGUCGCAUCGAAACUGCCAGCGACAUUGUCACCGUUCUGCGAUACUGUGCCAAGCCAAUUGAGUAUAUUGUGCAAUGUGCGCCCUUGGAAAUGGACCAUUUGUCCCGUGUGAUAGUCGAUAUUCUAACUACGCAUAAGUCGUUCUUAAGUGAUCAUCGCUAUGAUCCCUUCGAGAUUUAUGGCACCGAUCAAUUCAUGGAGGAUCUAAAGGAUAUUCCCGACCCUAAGUUGGAUCCGCUCAAUGUGCUGGACGCUCUACUUUCUGUGCUCCAUGAAAUGGGACCGUGGUGUACGCAACGCGCUGCACUUCAUUUCUACCAACGCAACGAGAAACUUAAAGUGAAAACUCCACACGAACGCCACUAUUUGCUUUUCUGCCUAGUGAAUACAGCGUUGAUCGAAAUAAAUGCCCUGUGCGAGCAAACAUUCCAAAAGCUAAUGGUCGAGGAUGCACUUGGUACUAUUGAGCGGUACUCCAGUCCCAAGGUGCGGCGACUGUUGCGUGUGCUACGCUCCUUUAAGCCAGCUGAAGCGCACACCCAAACAGAGGGAUUGCGCAAAAUGCGUCAUCAAGUGGAUCAGGCGGAUUUUAAUAAACUUUCUCAAGCACUGAAAACCAAGUGUCAAGUAGUUGAGCAGCUCGAUGAACAGAAUGUGGAAACACGUAGCAUAGUUAACAAUCUUCAGCAACUCGUCCAAUUAGUAGAAAACGAACCGAAGGUAGCGACGCAAACAAAAGCUAACGCUGAAGACGAUACUCCAACGAAUCAACCAACGCCCACAGCAAAAUCCAAAUCUAAUGGGCAGCAACACACGAGAAGGCGGAUACACACAAGGCGGCACAAUCGACACCAGCAUGACGCCAGCGAGACCCUCUGUGCGCUUAUCUAUUGCAAUCAAAAUCACACGGCUCGUGUUCUAUUUGAACUGUUGGCGGAGCUGAGUCGACGUGAUCCUGAUCUCAAGUUUCUACGCUGCCAGUAUACAACGGAUCGCGUGGCUGAUCCCACGACAGAGCCAAAAGAAGCUGAACAGGAGCAUAGGCGCCAAGAGGACGUGCUCAAACGGUUUCGAAUGCACGAUUGCAAUGUGCUAAUUGGCACCUCAGUGCUGGAGGAGGGCAUUGACGUUCCUAAGUGCAAUCUUGUAAUACGCUGGGAUCCACCUAUUACCUACCGCAGUUAUGUGCAGUGCAAGGGACGUGCGCGAGCCGCACCAGCUUACCACAUUAUGCUCGUAGCACCUCUUUAUGAUCCGACUGAAGCGACGACUGAAGUUGCAGUACAGCUCAAUGAGCAGAGCCAUCGAUUUAUUUGUGCAACGAACAGCGAUGAUACUGCGGAAGUUGACCAGGAGUUAGAUAGCGAUUCAGAUGACUCUGCACUGCCCAAUUCGCUUGCGUCCGAUCCAUAUACUUUUGGAACAGCCCGUGGAACGGUUAAAAUACUCAAUCCAGAAGUGUUCAGCAACCAACCGCCCACCAUGUGUGAUAUAAUACUGCAGGAGAUUCACGAUGAGGUGCCCGCUGUGCUAGAUGCCGGCAAUUCCAGUGACGAUGCCAUUAGCUUGUCCAAUACCACGCCCAGUGACAGAAGUGCCGAGCGUCGGCCCAAGCAACGCUUCGAAUGCGAGCUCCACGCGAUGCCAGAUAUUGACUUAAACACGGAAGUAAAUGUUCCGGUUACGGCAGACAAACUAACAAGUACAACGCAGGUGCUAGUGCAUCGAAUGGCACAAUAUCGCGAAAUCGAACAGAUGCUGUUAUCUAAAUGCGCUAAUACGGAGCCCGCCGAGAUGGAACAGAUACAAGCAGAGCGCUUCACCAGCUGCCUUGCCGCCUAUAGGCCCAAGCCACAUUUGGCGACCGGCGCCUCAGUUGAUUUAAGUACUGCCAUAGCGCUGGUCAACAAAUAUUGUGCCCGCCUGCCCAGUGAUACCUUCACCAAGCUAACUGCUCUGUGGCGUUGUGCGAGCGUAGUCCGCCAAGGCGUCACACUUUAUCAGUAUACGUUACGCCUGCCUAUCAAUUCACCACUAAAGCAUGAUAUUAUUGGUCUGCCGAUGCCCACUCAGACACUGGCACGACGAUUGGCCGCAUUUCAGGCCUGUGUGCAGCUGCAUAAAAUUGGUGAACUGGAUGAUCAGCUGCAGCCCAUCGGUAAGGAAGGCUUUCGGGCACUGGAACCGGACUGGGAGUGCUUUGAUUUGGAGCCAGAGGAUGAGCAGAUAGUGCAACAAAACGACGAGCCGCGGCCGGGCACAACAAAACGGCGACAAUACUAUUAUAAGCGAAUUGCAUCGGAGUUUUGUGACUGCCGUCCUGUUGUAGGUGCUGCUUGCUAUCUGUAUUUCAUUCAGUUAACACUGCAGUGUCCUAUACCCGAGGAGCAAAACACCCGCGGUCGCAAAAUUUAUCCGCCAGAAGAGGCACAGCAAGGUUUCGGCAUAUUGACACUGAAGCGCAUACCAAAGCUGAGCGCAUUCUCAAUAUUUACAAGAUCUGGUGAGGUGAAAGUAUCGCUGGAACUGGCACGGGAUCGUGUUGUCUUAACUGAGGAGCAGAUAAGUUGCAUCAAUGUCUUCCUUAACUAUACGUUUACAAAUGUGCUGCGCCUGCAAAAGUUCCUCAUGCUCUUCGAUCCAGACUCCACGGAAAACUGUGUGUUCAUUGUGCCAACGAUAAGGUCGACACCAGACAGUCGGGUUAUUGAUUGGCAGUUUUUGGAGCUCAUUCAAGCCACUGGGAACAUGAUGCCGCAACCAGUGCCAGAUGAACAACGGCAAACGCAAGAGUUCGAGGCGCAGCGUUUUCAGGAUGCUGUCGUUAUGCCCUGGUACCGAAACCAGGAUCAGCCGCAAUACUUCUAUGUAGCCGAAAUCUGUCCACACUUGUCGCCGCUAAGCUGCUUUCCGGGCGACCAUUAUCGCACCUUUAAACAUUAUUAUCUAGUUAAAUAUGGGCUCACCAUACAGAAUACAGAACAGCCUUUGCUAGAUGUGGAUCACACGAGUGCGCGUCUGAAUUUUCUAACUCCUCGUUACGUGAAUCGUAAAGGCGUAGCUCUACCCACCAGUUCGGAGGAAACGAAACGGGCAAAGCGAGAAAAUCUUGAACAGAAGCAGAUUUUAGUCCCGGAACUGUGCACAGUGCAUCCGUUUCCAGCAUCCCUAUGGCGCACAGCAGUUUGCUUGCCCUGCAUCCUAUACCGCAUCAACGGGCUGCUGUUGGCUGACGAUAUUCGAAAGCAGGUCUCUGCGGAUCUAGGCCUGGGCCGACAACAAAUUGACGAUGAGGAAUUCGAGUGGCCCAUGCUAGAUUUUGGCUGGAGCCUUUCAGAGGUGUUGAAAAAGUCGCGCGAAUCAAAACAAAAAACAGACAGCAAAGAGGCAAUCAACGAAACCGAAGAGGACUCCGCUCAAGAGCCUGUAGUUGAGCCAAGUCUGGGGAAGGUAGCGAAGACUGCUAACGAGCAGGUUAUCGAAGGAGAAGAGCAAUUAAGUAGUGCAGAAGAAUUCAUUGAGAUUGGCACUUGGUCGAAUGACAUGGCCGAUGACAUAGCCAGCUACUCAGAGGGCGAUGAAGAUGAGGAGGAUGAGGACUUUUUGCCAGUGCUGCCAGCCAAUGUUAAGUUCUGCGAUCAACAGACACGAUACGGUUCACCCACGUUCUGGGAUGUGAGCAAUACCAGCAGCUUUAAGCAGUCAGCGGCGUUAGUACAGCAGCGAACAGUCAAACCGCGAGGUAGUAAUGGCGUGGAUAAUACUGCAAAAGUAGAGGGAAAAUCCAAAUACGCUUACUACGAUUCGGACAAUUCGCUUAGCUCCAGCAGCGAUGAUGAUGAUCACGUGGGUCCGAUUCACCACUACAGCUCGGAUGACAAUGAUUCGGAUGAUAUAGCCGCCGGCCGCAUUGAGUUCACAUCGAAGAACGAGGCGGAAGCUAUCGAAACAGCCCAAGAGCUAGAAAAGCGCCAGAAACAGUUGUCCAUUAUACAAGCCACCAAUGCCAACGAACGUCAAUACCAACAGACAAAGAACAUGCUCAUUGGUUACAACUUCGAGCAGACAGAGCACAGGAGCAGUAUUAACUACGAGCAGUCCAUUGGGCGCUUCAAAUCAGAGAUUGAGAGCUGCGGCAUGUUGGUAUCACAUGGCGAAGAACUAAUCCUACAGCGCACAGAAGAUAACAUAAUGAAACUUGACAAGGAUGGAGCUACGCUGCAGGUGGAGCUGCUUAAGCAACUGUUGCCAUACGUGCUGGAAGAUGAUAUUUUGGCUAUGCUCGAAAGUCGGGAGACGCUCCAGCUUGCUGACCUGGUAGAGCUAAACGCUAGCUGGCUGCAUCAGAAUGAAGCGGAAACCUACACCGUAUUAGGCUGUGGCGAUAGUUUCGACAACUAUAACGAUCACCACCGACUGAGCUUGGACAAUAAGCACAUUAGACUUGAGUAUCAGCAAGAACUAACAACAAAUACCGAAUGUGAUGCGCAUGCGACGGAGAGACUUAUAUCAGGCAGGCCUGAUGCCUGCUUUAGUUUUGAUCAGCAGCCGGAGUUGGUAGGACAUCCCGGACCCAGUCCCAGCAUCAUUUUGCAGGCACUCACAAUGUCAAACGCCAACGAUGGCAUAAAUCUGGAGCGCCUGGAGACGAUUGGUGACUCAUUCCUCAAGUAUGCCAUUACAACAUAUCUGUAUAUAACCUAUGAGAAUGUACACGAGGGCAAAUUAAGCCAUCUGCGCUCCAAACAGGUGGCCAAUCUCAAUCUGUAUCGAUUGGGGCGACGCAAGCGACUGGGGGAAUAUAUGAUUGCCACAAAAUUCGAGCCGCAUGACAAUUGGCUGCCGCCCUGCUAUUAUGUACCCAAAGAACUAGAGAAGGCGCUGAUUGAGGCUAAAAUUCCAACGCACCACUGGAAGCUGGCCGACCUGCUGGAUAUAAAGAAUUUAAGCAGCGUGCAAAUCUGCGAGCUGGUCCGUGAGAAAGCUGAAGCCUUGGGCCUUGGGAGCAACGUAGACCAGUCUAUAGAUUCCCAACAGCUGACACAGAAUGCGGAUUUGGACGACUCGAACGAGACGAAUGACUUCAGUUGUUUCAUUCCAUACAAUCUAGUCUCCCAGCACAGCAUACCAGACAAAUCUAUAGCUGAUUGUGUGGAAGCGUUAAUUGGCGCUUAUCUAAUCGAGUGUGGUCCGCGCGGUGCUUUGCUCUUUAUGGCCUGGCUGGGAGUGCGGGUGCUGCCUUAUAAACUGGAGCAGUCUACUGCAGACGUUGAGAAACGCACGCCGGGCAGCACAAAGCCAGAUGCCAACAACAUGGUUACAGUAUAUGGUGAUUGGCCGACGCCGCGCAGUCCGCUGCUGCAUUUUGCACCCAAUGCUAAUAGAGAGCUAGAGCAGCUGCUAAGUGGCUUCGAGGACUUCGAAGUCAGCCUGGGCUAUACGUUUAGGGAUCGUUCCUACUUACUGCAGGCCAUGACGCAUGCCAGUUACACGCCCAAUCGUCUGACAGACUGUUAUCAGCGUCUCGAAUUCCUGGGCGAUGCCGUUCUAGAUUAUCUGAUAACAAGGCAUUUGUAUGAAGACCCACGUCAACACUCGCCAGGCGCUUUGACCGAUCUACGUUCGGCUUUAGUGAACAACACCAUAUUUGCAUCGUUGGCUGUGCGGCAUGGUUUUCAUAAGUAUUUUCGCCAUUUGUCCCCCGGACUUAACGACGUCAUUGAUCGUUUUGUUCGCAUUCAGCAGGAGAACGGGCACUGCAUAAGCGAAGAGUAUUAUUUGCUGUCUGAGGAAGAGUGCGAUGAUGCUGAGGAUGUUGAGGUACCCAAGGCAUUGGGCGAUGUAUUCGAAUCCAUUGCCGGUGCCAUAUUUCUCGACUCGAAUAUGUCCCUAGAUGUGGUGUGGCAAGUGUUCAGCAAUAUGAUGAAGCCAGAGAUAGAGCAAUUUAGCAAUUCUGUGCCAAAGUCACCCAUACGAGAGCUUCUCGAACUGGAACCGGAAACAGCUAAAUUUGGCAAGCCAGAGAAACUGGCUGACGGACGUCGCGUUCGCGUCACUGUUGACGUCUUCUGCAAGGGUACGUUCCGUGGCAUCGGACGCAACUACCGCAUAGCCAAAUGUACGGCUGCCAAAUGUGCACUCCGACAGCUGAAAAAGCAAGGCCUGAUAGCCAAAAAAGACUAAGGAUGUGGCGCUGUGCUGUGAAUUCAAUGUAGUUGUAGAUGUCCACAUGUAGAUAUAUACUAAAUAAAUGCUCCAAUAAUAACAAUAAUAUGUUAAAUAAGAAAACGUAUUUAUAAAUAAUAAAUAACAUUAACGACAUGACCCGCACUCCAGUAUCAACCUCCGAGUCGCCGAGUGCUGCUUUUUCUAUACAAUAAAGACUUAUA